Messenger RNA from Fulmarus glacialis (Northern fulmar), 1173 nucleotides. RefSeq names its product cAMP-dependent protein kinase type I-beta regulatory subunit. The transcript is spliced from 8 exons. NCBI's taxonomy places the organism in Eukaryota, Metazoa, Chordata, Aves, Procellariiformes, Procellariidae. The record is from RefSeq and is a predicted model, not a curated record. Gene Ontology annotation, molecular function: cAMP-dependent protein kinase regulator activity. Gene Ontology annotation, cellular component: cAMP-dependent protein kinase complex. The annotation marks the transcript as partial. Gene Ontology annotation, biological process: regulation of protein phosphorylation.
GUUAUUCCAAAGGACUAUAAAACUAUGACUGCUCUGGCAAAGGCCAUCUCCAAGAACGUUCUCUUUGCUCAUCUUGAUGACAAUGAACGAAGUGACAUAUUCGAUGCCAUGUUCCCUGUCACACACAUCGCAGGAGAAACAGUCAUACAACAGGGUGAUGAAGGAGACAACUUCUAUGUGAUUGACCAAGGCGAGGUGGAUGUUUAUGUAAACGGGGAGUGGGUCACCAGCAUCGGAGAAGGAGGCAGCUUCGGGGAACUGGCAUUGAUCUAUGGAACACCCCGGGCCGCCACCGUCAAGGCCAAGACAGAUCUCAAGCUCUGGGGCAUCGACAGAGACAGCUACAGACGCAUUUUAAUGGGCAGCACGCUGAGAAAGCGGAAGAUGUAUGAAGAAUUCCUGAGCAAGGUCUCCAUUUUGGAGUCCCUGGACAAAUGGGAGCGGCUGACAGUGGCUGAUGCACUGGAACCUGUCCAGUUUGAAGAUGGAGAAAAAAUUGUUGUGCAGGGAGAGCCCGGUGAUGACUUCUUCAUUAUUACAGAGGGCACAGCUUCUGUUCUGCAGCGCAGGUCUGACAAUGAGGAGUACGUCGAAGUUGGAAGACUUGGUCCAUCAGAUUAUUUUGGUGAGAUAGCGUUACUGCUCAAUCGGCCCCGGGCUGCUACGGUGGUGGCACGCGGACCCCUGAAGUGCGUAAAGCUGGAUCGGCCCCGCUUUGAACGAGUGCUCGGUCCUUGUUCCGAAAUCCUCAAGAGAAACAUUCAGAGAUACAACAGUUUUAUUUCGCUCACCGUCUAAAUGAUUCCUUCUGGAAAGCUGCCUUUGUGUGACGUUGUGCACUUAAAUUUGCUCUGUGCAGCUCCGUAGCUUUAUGAAGAAAAAAAAAAAAGGUGUGCAUUUUAUGUGUAUUUUUUCUGUUUAUGUCACGUACUGGAUGUCAGUUCAAAUCUCAUGUAUCAUGUAAGUAGGAAGACAACUGUUUGGAUAAGACUAGCUUUGGGGAAGAAGCUUUUGGCUUGCAUAAAAGAUUUUUACCUAUUGUUGGAUCAUAUAGCUUAAAACUGUGUUUUUAACUAUCUAAAAUACAUACAAAUUUCUAUUUCCCUCAUUAUCUUUAAAGUUGGUCUUAUUCACCUUUUGUCAAGCUUCUUUGAUAAGAGAUGUCCCUCUGCC